GUUCGAUUGGUGCACCGUGACAGGGACGCGGAGAGGAAGAUGCCUCUGGAUGGGGACCAGGGAGAAGCCAGCUUUGCAAAGCCACAGAUUCCCAGAGAUGCCAGCCCAGGAGGCCCCGGGGUCCCGUUCGACCUGGAGCGGUUUCAGCCCUUCUGAUGCGUGCAGCUGACCGAGCGGCCCCCCUCCCUCCUCCGUUGCUCUCCCCCGUUCUUCUAGCUGGUUCUCUGCCGUGUUUAUUUAUUUCUCCCUUCUCCCUCCCUCGACCUGAGUCGUCUCCCCCUCCCCAGCACCCUGCUCCCCCCGAUCGAUGGUUUCCCACCCCUUAAGAUGCUAAGGCAGGGGCCGCUCAUCUUCCUGGCCGCGUCUAUGUCGUAUUUCAACCCGGACAAAGCCCUUGCAGCGCCAGUGGACCAGGGUCUCUCUCAGGGCCGGGUCCCUCUGGCUCCUCCCUAUGCCGUGGUCCUGAUCUCCUGUUCGGGUCUCCUGGCCUUCAUCUUCCUUCUCCUCACCUGCUUGUGUUGCAAACGGGGAGAUGUUGGGUUCAAGGAGUUCGAGAACCCAGAUGGGGAGGAGUAUUCAGGGGAGUACACGCCACCCGCUGAGGAGACCUCGUCCUCUCAGUCCCUCCCAGACGUCUACAUCCUGCCCCUCUCAGAGGUCACACUCCCACCUCCCAACCAGCAGAUACUUAAGACAGAUCUGGUAAAGAAUUUGGGUUUGAGCCGUCAACACCUCAGCUACCUGCAGGAGAUUGGCAAUGGCUGGUUUGGGAAGGUAAUCCUUGGAGAAAUCUUCUCGGACUUCACCCCAGCCCAAGUGGUGGUGAAGGAGCUGCGGGUCAGUGCGGGGCCGCUGGAGCAGAGGAAGUUCCUGGCUGAAGCCCAACCUUAUCGAAGCCUCCAGCAUCCGAACAUCCUGCAGUGUUUGGGGCUGUGUACGGAGACCAUCCCCUUCCUGCUCAUCAUGGAGUUCUGCCAGCUGGGUGAUCUGAAGCGGUACCUGCGGGCACAGCAGAAGGGGGAUGGGCUGACCCCUGACCUGCUGACCCGUGACCUGGGCACAUUGCAGCGCAUGGCCUAUGAGAUCACCCUGGGGCUCAUGCAUCUGCACAAGAACAACUACAUCCACAGUGACCUGGCGCUCCGGAACUGCCUGCUAACCUCCGACCUCACUGUGCGUGUGGGGGACUAUGGCCUCUCACACAACAACUACCGGGAGGAUUAUUACAUCACCCCCGACCGGCUGUGGAUCCCCUUGCGCUGGGUGGCCCCUGAGCUCCUGGACGAGACUCAUGGGACCCUCAUGGUGGUGGAUCAGAGCAAGGAGAGUAACGUCUGGUCCCUGGGGGUGACGAUCUGGGAGCUGUUUGAGUUCGGCAGCCAACCCUACCGGCACCUCUCUGACGAGGAGGUUCUGACCUUUGUCAUCAAGGAGCAGCAGAUGAAACUGGCCAAGCCCCGCCUCAAGCUGCCCUACUCUGACUACUGGUAUGAGGUGAUGCAGUCCUGCUGGCUCCCAGCCCUGCAGCGGCCCACAUUGGAGGAGCUGCACUUGCAGCUGACGUAUCUGCUGACAGAGCGUUCCAAUGAGCAGGCGGAGGAGAGCUUCGAGUGGCGGUGGAACGCCUUGAAGCCUAAGCGCUCGCCUGUGGCCUCUCCCCCAGCAGGGGUUCCUCGCCGUCAGCGUUCAGAGGAGAUCUCAGCCUACCCACUGUUGGAUGGAUUUCAGGGGGCUGACAUGGAUGAUAUCCUGACCGUCACUGAGAGCAGCCGGGGCCUCAACUUCGAGUACAUGUGGGAGAAGGCCCGGCUGGGGCGGUGGAAGGGCGCCCCUGCCUCUGGCCCCUCCUCAACCCCUGCUGCUCCACCCCACAGCCUGGAGUACCCACCCAGCAAUGGGGCACUGGCUGUGCCGGGCACCAACCCCUUCUAUGAAGCUCCAGCACGGCAGACCCUUGAGACGCCCAGUGUGGUGCCUGUCAUCAGCGCCCGCAGCCCCUCAGUUAGCAGCGAGUACUACAUCCGGCUGGAAGAGCAUGGGGCCAAUGAUGGGCCAGAGCGCUCGGUCUGCACCCCCAGCCCUGUCUAUGAGCACCAGUAUGGGGUGUCUGGCUCCCCACUGGAGCCCCUGUUCCCUUCAGACUGGGACCCCAUCGAGGCUGGGCAGGGCACCCCACCGCUGUCCCGACACCCUCCCCGGCACCACCACCACCAUCACCACCACCACCACGCCCCACUUCUCCUGCAGGAGGGGCCAGAGACCUGGGCUCCUGGCAGCACCAACCCUUUCCUAUCUGUAUCGCAGGAGCUGGGCCGCCGCGGGAACAACCCCUUCCGGGCUGAGGCGGGUGAGAUCCAGGAGACGUCCCUGACAGAGCCGCCCCCUGGGCCGGGGGGUGGCGGGGGGGAUGUCUUUCUGGGAGAUUCCCUGCUCCAUGUCUACAGGGAGCUAGAGGACCAGCAGCGGAGCUGGGACUCAGACACGCUGGAAGAGAGGGGUGCUGGGGAGACACUGGCAGGGGACCCAGCCGAGUACCGUUCCUCACCCCCCUGGGACCGGGAGCCCUCGUUGAUGGAAGACCAGAGCUCAGGUGGCAGCACGGAUGGGGAGGACAGGAGCAGUGGUGGGGGCGGGCGCCGCAGCCUCCUUCCUUGUCCUCUCUGCAGCCGGGGUGCCCAGUCACAUUGCACUUGUGCCGUAGCCCGAGCGGAGGUGGUGAGUGGCUGGAGCAACCACCCUGGCAUCCACCGGCCUCACCGCGACAGCUACGGCACCGAGGACGACUCCUCACUCAAGGUGGAGCGGGGGUCACUCUCCGACUGCCCCAUUCUACCCUCCAAGGACUUCCAGGGUGGGGAGGGUUUUCCCAGCAUGGGCGGGGCUGGCGAGGGUUUCCCCGGUGUGGGCGGGGCCACUCUACUGGUCCCGCCCCCUCCCGCCAAGGCUCUGCCCCCUUCCUUGGAGUUCUACGACCCGCUGAUGGGGACGGCGGUGAAGAGCUACGACCUCCAGGACUACCCCAAGCGGGGCAAGGGGCCAGCGCCCCAGGAGACAGGGAGGCUGCCAGGGUCCCCUUUCCCCGGCAUGGCCGUCGGAUGCUGCAGCGUCAUUGUCCCAGUGGAGAUCCCACCGCUGUCCACACUGGCGGAGAGCGCCGAAGAGGAAACCAUCGCCAUCCUGCCCGAGGCCGCAGAAGGCUUUGCACCCAGCCCAGAUGCGCUGGGCCUCAGUCAGGCCCCACCGGGGCGGCAGAGGGGCACACUGGACUCAGUGGACUCCCUGGACAUCCCCUCCAACACCAGCUCAUCAGAUGUUUGCAGCCCGGCCUCCCAUUACUCCUCACCGGGUCAGAAGUUCGGCGACAGCGGCUACGAGACGGAGAGCACCUUCUCCCCCGAGUUCAUCUUCAAGGAGGCCGAGGAGCGGCACGGGGACGAGGACGAAGAAGGCGAGGCAGGCGGCAAAGACGGCACGACCCACCUGCCGCCCACGCCCAUCUCGGAAUCCACCAGCGACCUGACGCUGUCGGAGGAGGCACCGAGCACCGAGGAGGAGGCAGCAGGGAGGGAGCUGGGCCUGACCACUCCCCAUCGGGACUCAGCCUAUUUCUCAGACGGCGAGAUGGAGUGGGGGGCCCCAGUGGGGAGGCAGGAGGCCAAGGCCAGGGUGGGAGGGCAGGAGCUCGGCGUAGAAGAGCCUCCAGAAAGCGAUGCCGCCAUGCCACUGGCCCCAGUCCAACCACCAGCCAAGAUGGAGAACGGCUUUGUGGUACAAAUCUGCAAGGAACAGCUGCUGGUCUCACUGAGGGAGAAUGUCACCCGGAACUUGCUGAGUGGCCGCGAGGCCCCGGGGACCCCAGCGUCUGGGACCCCUGUCCUGAAGGACCAAGCUGUGAUCCAGCUCUGGGUGCUGGAGCCAGAGGUGGAGCCAAAGAUGCCAGAGGUGGAGUUGAAGGUGCCAGAGCAAGGGCCAAAGACGCCAGAGCAGGGGUUGAAGGAGGCCAAGGAGAAAGAGGAGGAGGUGGUGGCUGGAAACGAUGGAGAGGCCCCAGGCAGCCACCUGCCACUGGGCAAGGAGGAAGAGGAGGUGGAGGAGGAAAAGCAGGAGGGGGAGGGUGGCAUAGAGGAGGUCGACGGGCAGCCUGCAGAGCAGGAGGGACCGGAGAGCAAGGAGAUGCGCCCGGACAGCCAGGCAUUGCUGGAGCAGAACAAGGAGGCCCCGGCACCAGUCCCCGAGGAGGGCAGCAAGGUGUCUCAGCAGCCCCGGCUGCACCUGGACUUCAGCCCAACCGUGAAUCAAGGCAGCUUGGACAUCAAGGCCAAGGUGUCCCGCCUGUCCCUCUCGCUGCCCCCUCUGACCCUGCAGCCCUUCCCCAGCCCAGGGGGGCGGAAGCCCUUCUGGGAGGGGGCCAAGGAGGGCUGCAGGGGGCUCCCGGUGGAGGAGGAGCAGGAGGGGGGCCCGCGGGAGGCCCUGGGGCUGGGCGAGGAGGAGGAGGAGGUGGACGAGGAGGUUCUGGGGGGCGUGGGCGUCCCCAUCGUGGUCAGCGAAUUGGACGACGGGCGCAACUUGCGCGGCCUCCUCAAGUCACCGCGCUCGGCCGAGGAGGCCGCGGAGCUGGACCGUAAGCGCAAGAUGGUGUCCUUCUUUGAUGACGUCACUGUCUAUCUGUUUGAUCAGGAGACGCCAACCAAUGAACUGAGCUCCCAGAGUGCCCCAGAGAGUGAUGGCGCCAACAGUAUUACGCCAGGCACCGCCGGGGAGCCGGGUCUUGAUGCCUUCUCACCUGCUGAUGGCUUCAGUGGCAGCUUUGAGUGGGAUGAUGACUUCCCGUUGAUGGCCCAGAACCCAUCCUUUGUCUCCAUGGUGACGGACCCAGGCACGCUGCCCUCACCCAUGCCACCCCCCUCAUUACUCCCAGCCAAGGGGGCCGAGCCCAGCAUCAUGGAUGCCCUGCGCUUCUCCCGCUUCACUGUCUCCCCAGCCCUUGAGCCCCACCUCCCCCCCCAUGAGGCCGAGUUGGCGGCCACAGCCAACCCAAUUGAAAACUGAGAUGGGGUCCCCCCAUUGCACCACAGGGCUCCCCUCAGCCCAGCCGUGACCGUCUGUAGCAGGGAGCGGCAACACGCAUGUGCCAGGCAUGUUAUGUGGGGGUACAUGUCCCAUCCAGGGGCUGGACUCACCCCCAAAGGACACAUCAUCGCUGAGCCACAGGGGGCUGGCUCUGAAACAGAGACUGAAAAGGCUGGGACAUGUCCCAGGGGACCGGGGCAUCCAACUGCCCCUGGCACAGAUCUUUCAGUACCCAUGGGACUGGCUGCUCUGGACAAUUAUGUUUUUUUUACUGUGACUCAGAUGUGGGAGGAGGCAAAACCAGCUUGCAGUGGGGUGGGGAGGACUCAUGCUGCUGAAUGUAUCCCUGGGGGCCCUGCUCCCACAGUUCACAUCUCCACCCCCACCUGCCAUUGAUAGUCUGUCUUGUGCCAAACCUAAUCUCGGGGUAGCUUUGUGGGGUGGGUGGGGAGGGGGAAGGGGGGUCAGGAGUUGAGAUUGGACCCUCCCCUUACUCCUCAGCACCAGUGUGGGAACCUCAGCCCCAUGUGCACCCAUAGGGCUGGGGGGGCUGAAGACCCUUCGUGACUCCCAUCCUGGGCUGGGUUGGAAGUAAUGACCCCGCACCCUCCAGGGCCCCGUGGGAAGGGAAAGGAGACAGAGCCCGGCACUUUUGCCAUCCCAUUGUCCAGUCGGCAUCUCCACCAGUGGUUUAACCCUUUGUCUCUCAAGGAUCCCAAUAAAUUCAUCAGCAGUGGGGGAACACCACUCCCCAUGCCCCCCCCAAGCAAAACCAGCCCUAGGAAAAUAGCACCCCUGCCCCCACUGCCACUCUCCUUCAUCUUCUUGGUGCCAAACUCUGUCUAAUGGGGGCAAAGUGGGGGACCCUAUGCCAGAGGGAAAGUGCCCCUACCCCUGACUUCACAAAAAGGACAGAGUGCCUCCUACUGGCCAGCAGGAGAUAAACCCAGAGGGGAGUUGAUGGGGUCUAAGGCAGCUCCCCCACCCCUGGCAGUGCAACUGUGGGGGUGGGGGGCACCUCAGCCCAGGGCUGACACUGGGAUAUGGGGGAGGUAUGACGGUACAGUAUGGGUUGAUUUCUUUCUUCUUUUUUUAAAGACUAAAAAAAAAAAUUACUGGGCUAUACUAGGGAGCAGACUGGAGGUCACUGAUUUCUACUGGCAGUGCCCUGGUGCUCAGUGGUUUAUACUGGGAGCAUCCUGCAGACCAAUAGCUUCUAUGGGGCUUGUGCUGAAGGACUCUGCUGGCCAUGGACUGGUUGUCUCUGAGUCAUACUGGGAGCAGCGUGCUGAUAAUGAAGUUAUAUAGGAGUGUCUGGCCCACCCUGGUGUACUGUGGAUGUGCAAUGCUGGCUUGGGCAGGGGAAGCGGUAUACUGGGGGGAGCAUCGUGGAAGACAUGUUCCUGGAGCAUGUUGAGAGCAGGUUGCUAAAUGACAGGGCAAUCCGCCCUGAUAGUUUGCCACUGUGAGCUGGAGGGACUAAGUUUGGGGGUCGGAGGAGGGAAAGGGGAGGGCAAGCAGGGGCCUAUAAUCCUAACCCGGGGUUCGUGGUGGGGCCACCCGCUGCCGGUCCCAGGGCCUAUCCCGUCCCCUCUCCCACUCCCCUCCGGUCAUGGUCUCCCACCACCUUCCUGCAUCUGGAACAAGAGGUGAGUCUGAGUGAAUCCCCCAGGUUAGACGUGGAUCUUGGUGCUGCUCUGUGGGGUGGGUCUGGGCCGACUCAGCAGAGAAGGGUGGGGGCUGGCCAGGCCCUGCCUGUACAUAGAGACCUGGGAGCCUUGGAAGGGGCCAGCACCGCCUUCGCCGAGUUCUCUAUUUGCCAAAACGAAGAAGAGAUUAACAAAAAUGAACAAUAAAUCAAAGUGUCUUCUAGCCAGAGAACAAAAAAAAGCCUUAUUGGGAAAGCAGGGGAUGGUGUAAUGAUGGGUGGGUGGAUGGAAAGCGGCAGCAGGGAGAAAGAGGAGUGGCAGGGGGAGGGAUGAGUGGAUAAUGGGCCUCGCAGGCAGGGAGGGAUUGGGGAGCAAGAGUGUUGGGGGAAGGAUGGGUGGGGUAGUGGGUGGGCAAAGGGUAUGGACUGGUUGUGGGAGGUGGACGGAAAGCACCGGAAGCUCAGCAGUCUCUCUCGCCACGUGCAUGCACACAUACAUGCCUGCAUGUGUACAUGCACACACACACACGUGCACACGUACAAAGUUCUGGGGAGUUUCUGAUGCGGUGAGCACCCAUGGCUGGGAGAGGUUUAAAUUAAUCUUUAUUAAUCCUAGGAUGGGAUGCAGUAUUUCCCAAGAUGCAUAGAUAUGUACAUGGCUCACCAG
Alligator sinensis (Chinese alligator) is the source of this 7385-nucleotide messenger RNA. It is a transcript of the gene LMTK3, whose product is annotated as lemur tyrosine kinase 3. Gene Ontology annotation, biological process: protein phosphorylation. NCBI's taxonomy places the organism in Eukaryota, Metazoa, Chordata, Crocodylia, Alligatoridae. The coding region runs from base 328 to 5049 and encodes 1573 amino acids. The transcript has 16 exons. Gene Ontology annotation, molecular function: ATP binding; protein kinase activity. The record is from RefSeq and is a predicted model, not a curated record.